Arabidopsis arenosa is the source of this 960-nucleotide messenger RNA. The record is from the annotation of a GenBank genome assembly. NCBI's taxonomy places the organism in Eukaryota, Viridiplantae, Streptophyta, Magnoliopsida, Brassicales, Brassicaceae.
AAUUUCUUUCAAGUUCUAACAAAAGUUUGGUGUUUUUUACUUUGGUUUCUUACUAUCACUUCUUCACUCUCUCUUUCUCCAUAUAAUGAAGGGACGUAUGUUUUGCGCUUCGCAAGCAUCAACAGCCAUAUGUUCAAGCAUGGACAACGUUCACAAAUCAACCACCACCGAAGACGAUGAACGAAGUAGCGGCCGAGCUAUAGACCGCCACAAUCCGAUCAUUAAAGAUGGCCGAAGAUCAUUCGCCGAGGACUUCAUUAAACUACCAGCUUCUGGCGGAGACGGAGAGAUGAGUAACAAAAAACUAGAGAUCUAUAAAGGCAGGAUAAGCAUUACUGGCCGGAGAAGCACGGGUGGUGGCGGGGGAGGCGGCAGAGCAGCGGCGUUGUUGAAGCUUAUUACCAAUGACAUUGGCCUAGCGAGGAAGAGUUUCAGCUGUGUUGCGAGACCAGCAUGUGACUUAAUCAAAACCCCUGUGGGUUCUACAAGGUAUCUUUUAAAAUCCGACCCGGAUUCUAUUUCCGGGUCUACAGGUCGGAAUCCGGCUAAGACGGUAGAAGCUGAAGCUCCUGCUGGUGAAGACAUAACGUUGACGGAGAAGAAGACAACUUGUGCUGGUUCGGACCAGGUCGUUGUUCUUAAAGUUUCUCUCCACUGCAGAGGCUGUGAAGCCAAAGUUAGGAAACACUUGGCCAGAAUGCAAGGUGUAACAUCUUUCAACAUAGAUUUUGCUGCAAAGAAAGUGACUGUGACCGGAGAUAUCACUCCCUUGGAAAUAUUGGAUAGCAUCUCAAAGGUUAAAAAUGCCCAAUUUUGGACAACUCCAACAAUCCCAAAGCCGAACGUAGAAACCCAAAAUCCCUAAUUUACUUCUACUCCUUUUUUUUUUUUUUAAGAUGCAACAAUAAUGUUAGGGAUGUUGGUGUGCACAAUAAGUACUAAUAAAAGUUAAACGGAAGG